AUAUCGCGAAACCAGUUUGGCGGUUCCCUACCACAACAUGAUAUAUCUGAAAACCUUUGUACCCCACCCCACCUCAUCCGUUCCUAGCACUAAUAUCAUACAACGAUUCAAACAAGCUCUUUAUCAGUUUCUUAUUGGCCAAAUAGAAGGAUAACUGUGUUUGUGCGGUAAGAAUGUAAGGAAAAUAAUCUUUCAGUAUUCUUUUUACACAAGUGUUGCGGCUUGGCUGGUGUUAGAAUCUUAUGUUGUUUGAUUAUUACAUUUUGCUGCUUCUUGGAUUCAACAGAGAGAUUCUGACUACCUUCCUCCAAAUUUAUUAUUUUUUAUUACUUAUCAAUAGUAAUUUGAGAACAAAUAACGUGAUUGGAUAUUUAGUGUGUACCAGGCAACACAAGUGAGCCGAAAAUUGGAACUAUGGAACUGAAAAUUUCGUUUAUAAUUCUGACCUUUUUUGUUUUUAGUGGAAGUGCUCAGUUGAAUUUGUUUGAAGAUGACGUUUGCAAGGAGGUAGAUGAGGUGGAAUGGACGUGCAAGCGGCUGGAGAACUGUGCGUCGGCGCUGCGUGUGAUCAAACAGAAGCGGCCGGAAAUGUGCGGAUUCAGCGGUUCGUCAGUUGUGGUGUGCUGCGAGCCGAGCGACGCCGAGAAGCAGUCGACGUCGACCACAAUGGCGCCCACACGGCGCACCACACCGCGGACCACCACCACAACCGCAAGGCGGCCUCUGGUCAAGCCAACCAAACCCCCCACGCCACCGCCCAACGCAAGGAUCAGUCUACAGAAGUGCUACGAAUACGCCCGCUCAGUAUUCCAACCAAGGAAGAACAAGCCUUUGAUUUUGGAGCUCGAAGAGGAAAAGGAUGAAGAAAGCCUAGAGAACACAUGCGGCAUCACAGAAAAGGCGCUCAUCAUUGGUGGAAAGCCUUCUAGUCCUAGAGAGUUUCCACAUCAGGCCAAUCUUGGAUAUACUUUCUCUAAUACAAUCAAAUGGCUGUGCACCGGAUCUCUCAUCAGUGAAAAUUUUGUACUCAGUGCUGCUCAUUGCUCAAAAACAAGAUACGGCGCCCCAGCCUACGCUGUCCUGGGAGACCUGGACGUAGAGUCAGACAGCGACGACGCGCGUCCACAGCGUAUGCGCAUUGUAGACCACAUCGAGCACCCCCGCUACCGCGCCGAGGACCCCUACAACGACAUCACCCUCUAUCGCCUCGAGAAGCACGUCCUGUUCGAUGAAUAUACACGGCCUGCCUGUCUCAACAGUGUGCGCUACAUCACCGAGAAACAGGCUGUGGCUACCGGAUGGGGCUUUACUAGGACUGGUGGCCUGAGCAGUUCAGAACUGCUGAAAGUGCGACUGAACAUCAUCAACCAGACUCAGUGCUCGCAAUACUGGUCGAAAGGCGGGCAGCUGCGUCAGGGAAUCGACGACGAAAGGAUGAUUUGUGCCGGAGAUUUACAAGGAAAAAAAGAUACAUGCAAUGGAGAUUCCGGUGGACCACUACAAAACGCCCUCUCAACGCCUUACUGCAUGUACAACGUAAUAGGCGUGACGUCAUUUGGUCGUCGAGAAUGUGGGUCCGGCGCCCCAGGCGUCUAUACACGCGUGUCCUACUACUUGCCCUGGAUUGAGAGCAUCGUCUGGCCGCAAAACUCAACCACCAACUAAUAAAAUACGAGAAAAAAUCCCCUGAAAAAUAAAUGCUUGUAUCCUGUGAUAUUCAUAAUAGUCCAAAAUUCACCGGGAAUGUAUACAACUUUGAAAGAUUUUUUAUAAAAUUAUUUGUUAGUCACAUAAAAUUGAUAUUUUGGAAUCUUUAGCCUACUCAAUUGAGAAAAUUAGGUAAUUAUAAAGUCAAUUCCUGCACUUUAUUGAUUAUUUUAACUACAGAACUAUAGUUUAUUGAAGAUGUAGGCUACUAUAAUUUGAUGUUGAGAGAAUCAAUUAUUGAGAAAAUUGUUUAGAUAGUCGAUUCAUGCACUUGAUUGAUUAUUUUAACUACAGAACUAUAGUUUAUUGAAGAUGUACUAUAAUUAAUUGAUGUUCAAUUUCCGCAAGAAAGAUGCACAAGGGGUUCGGAAAAUUUCAGUAACAUAUUAUUUCUUUAUCAGAAUGGAUGUUUCUUAAUCAACUAUACUAUACAUGGAAUUAAGUCAUUCUCAUUAAGAGAAUUAGGAUAGAUGCAUUGUGUAUACAACUUGAUAUAUUUGUUCUAUGUAUCAAGUAUAGUGAUAUAUUCGUUUGUAGAAGCCGUUGAUGGUCAUGGAUAUAAAUUUUCAACAAAAUAGUUUUAUUUUCAGCAAUAGCAUUAUUUUAUAGAAUAUUCUGUACUAUUCUUUAUUCAACUUCAAUAAAUUAUUAUGUGAAUCAAUAAAGAUACAUCCAAAACUA
Molecule: messenger RNA, 2388 nt
Organism: Nilaparvata lugens (brown planthopper)
Lineage: Eukaryota; Metazoa; Arthropoda; Insecta; Hemiptera; Delphacidae
Product: serine protease snake
Exons: 7
Coding region: 415-1665 (416 amino acids)
Biological process (GO): proteolysis
Molecular function (GO): serine-type endopeptidase activity
Source: RefSeq, a predicted model, not a curated record